AAAGCUGUUACAGGUACGUGUGUUUGAUUUUUAACUUAUGUCAAAACUUCGUUAACAAUUACACUUAUCGUGACAUUCUUAAAACAAUAUAAUGAUACAUAAAUUUGACAAAGGGGAAUGAUGUUUAUCACAACAUUUUCAGAAAGAUGGACGAAUUCCAGCUGCUGCUCUCUUUCUUCUUACCUUGUUUAGUUUGGACAUUGUCUACAUUUGUGAUCAUGGGGUGUAUACGUUCCUGCUUCGCAAGAGAUAACCCGCAGUUGGACGUAUGCAAGCAGUAUAAUGCUGUUACGGUUAUACCAACCAACGAAGAUAUUCAACGUUUAGAAAAUAAAGAAAGUCUGAAGCAAAACUAUGAUGAUAAGACAAAAGAAUUUGGUUAUAUCUUGCCAGAAGAACGCAAAGGGCUUUUAAAUUCUGAAGUCAGUUUUGUCGACGAGGAAAACGACACAGUCAUGAAUAGACCUGAACCUAAAACCCACCAACGCAAAAAGAAUGAAGAGGAAUACAAACUGUUGGAAAUAUUUGGAAAAGAAAAUUCUCAGAUGAAGAAAGAUCAAGAUGAACUGUACAAACAACUUAUUGAUCAAAAAGAAAAAUAUGAAAAUGAACUCAAAGUAAAACGGGAACAAUUAUCCAGUAAAGAAAACGCAGUUGUCACAGAGAGAAAGAAAAUACAAGCAAUAGAAACCGAACACAUAAAAGCUGUAGAACAAAUAACUAAAGAGUUAAUGAUAUUAGAAGAAGAAAAUUCUCAGCUGAAGAAAGGUUCAGAGGAAUCGAAGCAAUACCUUUUUGACCAAACAGAAAAUUAUGAAAAUGAUCUCAAAGUAAAACAGGAACAAUUAUCAAGUAAAAAAGAAGAUGAAGUUGUCAAGGAGAGAAAAGAAAUGGACAGGAAAACACAAGAACUACAAGAAUUGCAAGAAUUAGAAACCAAAUACAAGGAAACUGUAGAACAAAUUACUAAGGAAUCAAAGAAAUUAGAAAAUGAAAAUUCUCAGCUGAAGAAAGAUUUAGAGGAACUGAAACACCUUUUUGAUCAAACAAAAAACUAUGAAGAUGAUCUCAAAGUAAAACAGGAACAAUUAUCAAGUAAAGAAGACGAACUUAUCAAAGAGAGAAACGAAAUGACCAAGAAAAUACAAGAAUUACAAGAAUUAGAAACAAAAUACAAAGAAAUUGUAAAACAAAUUAAAGAGUCAAAGAUAUCGUUCAAUCGUUUAGAAGAAGAACACUCUAAACUAAAAGAAGAUUUUGCGAAAGCAAAGCGAGACAUUGCAAUUUUGACAGAAAAAUAUGAACAUGAUUUGAAAGAAACCAAGGAUCAGCUGUCAAGUAAUGAGGAAGCAUUUAACCGGUUCAAAGAAGAAACAGUCAAAGAAAAGCAUGAACAAAACUCCUCAUUCAAGGCAAAUGAAGAUAAACUUAAGAAACAGUUACAGGAACAUGAAGAGGAAAAGAUACGACUGGAAAAAGAAAUUGAAAAUGUUAGAAAUUCCAAAGAGAGUGAAAUCAGGGCCAUCGUAGCAGAAAGAAACAAGAUAGCAUAUUUGUAUAACGCAAUCAAGAGUCAAAAGUCAACCCAUGAGUCUGCAAAAAAUGCUUAUGAGCGUGAAGGUGUAGAGAACAUGAAUGACGAGUUUUCUAAUUCAAAACUUGCAGCAAAAUUUACCGAAAUUGAAAAGGAAGAAUGGCUUAACGCGUUUGAGUCAUUACAAGGUGCCCAUGGAGAAUUGUCUGCGAUCAAGAGAAUUUCUUUCUUAAUGUCACAAGCGUAUCUGUUAUGUAUACAGUCCUCAGACAAUGCCACACGUGUCUUGCUGGGUCUUGAUGAAAACGAUAAGUUGCCGCCUCAGAUCGAGACAAAUGUAUCUGAAGCAAGAAGGGAGCAGCUACAACAUGAGCAUAUGAAAAAGGAAAUCGUGGAAAGCGUUCUAAAAGACUCCCAAGACCGUUCUACAGAAUUACGGGUAUUCCUCCACAAGUAUGUUGAAUGUUGUCUACUUCUUGUAAUAUCUCGACCCGAGAUAAAACUUUACUUUGACGUAAAAGGAAUGUGUUAUGAUGGAGAAUUGAAGCGGCGCUUCAGGAAGUAUUGUACAGGUUCUCCGGUCGUGAAGAGUGGUGUACAAGCGGACACAGUGAUUGAGGUAGUAUGGCCAGAACUAAAUGAUCAUUGCGGCAUACACAGAAAAGGAAUAAUUGUUGCUGUUGCCCAGAGACUUGACUGUUAAAAUGACUAGGUGGGUUAAAAGGGACAGUAAACAUGUCUAUGGGAAACAAGUAUACACUUUAAUACGAACAUCAUCCACACUCAAAACAAUAUAGUGUGACUAUCCAUUAAUGCAGUUUGAAAAUGUCUGGAAUUCUUUAACUUGCGAAGGCUUUCAAAUGGUAAUAUGCGAUGUUAUUUAUAAGGAAAAGAAAUUAAAAUGUAAUGUUUUAUUCUUUCAUAUUAAAGGGAAGUAAUAAAUAACGAAUGAUUUCAUCGCUAUAUUUGGUCUAAAAUAAUAUAUAAACGCGGAUAAUUUAAUCAUUUAAAAUUGUAUUUUACACUAUUAGAACAUAAACCAAUAAGCGCUUAAAUACUUUUCAUCGCUAUAAAUGUUCCAUACCUGUAGCAGUGUAGUUCUGGGAGGAGGUAAUGAUGUUAAAUUUUAAAAUAACACGGUGGAAAAUGUUUACCCCUAAAUCUGUCUGAUUUUCUAUCAGGUAAAUGACUAAUCUGCUAAAAUAAACGAUUUGUCAGUAAUAACAAAUGAGAUCAAAUAGAUAGAGUAUUAUGAUUUCAACAUGAUUUGAUUAACUUUUCGUGACAUUGUCGACAUUGUCACGUGUUUAAUCUUUAGUUGCAAGGGAUGUCAUUCGUUUUUAUGAGCGAGACAUACUGCCGGAUUAUUACGAGGCGAUGUCAUUGUAAAAUUAAAUUUCCGAUGUCACUUUUUAAGAAUAAAUUACUUAUUAGGCCAUAAAAAUUCUUUGUUUCCGGUAACAUGCUCAAAAACAUUUUGGUAGGUAGCUCGGAAAAUUUUUUUAUUAAGGGAGACUUUUCGGAAAUUAUUUUUGUGUCAAAAAAUGAUACAAAUAAGGGGGUUAUGCCUUUAGAGCAUCAGUAAGUUUAUUUCUAACACCACUGGCAUUGAUUAAAGCAUAAAAAGUGCAUUUUUGCAACUUUUUGUUAAAAAGUUGAAUAAAAAAAUUCUCCGAGGCCAUAAAAACAUUUAGGGUCAGGCCAAAGAUUUAGGGUAUUUUUUACGCCUUACUGGACCAUAUCCGUGCGACAUUACCGAAAUAUAGUUUAUGAUUCAAUAACGAAAUAAAUAUGCUAGUUAAUAUUUUCUUCGGGUGUUUUAUUACAAUCAUUGUCACAGCGCAUAUAGUAAUUCCUUAAGCUUAAGAUUAGCAGGUCGCGCGUGAUGCUAUAAAUACAUAUCUGAGUAAUAUGGCCCCGCAAUGCCUUAACGUCCUUAUAUGCAAAUGAGUUAUUUUAAAUAGGAAAACUAUGGCGGCGAUUACAUAAGAUUACGCAAUGUUUACAGCCAUUUACCACUUAUAUAUACUGAUUUCCGGAACGGGAAUGCAUGAAGGGGUCACACUUCUGGACAGCACAGUGCCUUUAAAAAUCACCAUUUUUAAAAAAGCUGUUACAUGUGUUCGUUUUGAUGAAUUUGCAAUAAUGUAGCAGUGUUUAUUCCUUUACAAAUGGCAUUCCUUUUUAAAGGGGACAUUUAUUUUAGAAUAAUUUAUGUAUUCAGUUCUUUGGGAUAGAACAGUAAAACAUGUAUUGGAAAGAUAAGUUGUUC
This is a messenger RNA of Mercenaria mercenaria, 3806 nucleotides long. Its product is annotated as trichohyalin-like. The record is from RefSeq and is a predicted model, not a curated record. The transcript is spliced from 13 exons. NCBI's taxonomy places the organism in Eukaryota, Metazoa, Mollusca, Bivalvia, Venerida, Veneridae. The coding region runs from base 147 to 2237 and encodes 696 amino acids.